AUGCUCUCCGCCGCCGUCGGCAAAGCGGCGCUCUCGACCCGCAUGACCGUCACGGCCGUGCGCGCUGCCAGCUCGUUCCGCAUUGAAACGGACUCGAUCGGGGAGAUCCAAGUGGACGACUCCAAGUACUGGGGCGCGCAGACGCAGCGCAGCCUCGAGAACUUCCCCAUUGGCGGCGCCCGCGAGCGCAUGCCGCUGCCCGUGAUCAAAGCGUUCGGCGUCGUGAAGAAGUGUGCGGCCAAGUACAACCUCGAGAAGGGCAAGUUGAGUCCCGACGUGGCCGCCAAGAUCAUUGCCGCGGCGGACGACGUCAUUGCGGGGAAACUCGACGACCAUUUCCCGCUCGUGGUCUUCCAGACGGGCUCUGGCACGCAGUCGAACAUGAACACGAACGAGGUGAUCAGCAACCGGGCCAUUGAGCUGGCGGGAGGGGUCAUGGGCAGCAAGACGCCCGUGCACCCGAACGAUCACGUGAACAUGGGGCAGUCGUCGAACGACUCGUUCCCGACGGCCAUGCACAUUGCUGCCGUGCAGGAAGUCCAUCGCGUGUUGCUGCCUGGACUGCACAAGCUCCACGACGCGCUGGAGGCCAAAGUGCGCGAGUUUGACGACAUUAUCAAGAUUGGGCGCACGCACACGCAAGACGCGACGCCACUGACGCUCGGCCAAGAGUUUUCCGGCUACCGGGAACAAGUCGCACUCUCGAUUGAGCGCGUCGAGCGCAUCCUGCCGAACCUGUGCAAGCUCGCGCUUGGCGGCACGGCUGUGGGCACGGGCUUGAACACGGCCAAGGGCUACGACGCUGAAAUUGCGCAGAUCAUUGCACACGAGACCAAGUUGCCGUUCGUUACUGCUCCGAACAAGUUUGAGGCUCUUGCGGCGCACGACGCGGUCGUGGACGCCAGCGGCGUGAUGAACACCAUUGCUUGCUCGCUCAUGAAGAUCGCCAAUGACAUCCGAUUCCUCGGCUCGGGUCCGCGCAGUGGCCUGGGCGAGCUGACGCUGCCUGCGAACGAGCCUGGCUCGUCCAUCAUGCCUGGCAAGGUCAAUCCCACGCAGUGCGAGGCCAUUACGAUGGUGUGUGCCCAAGUCAUGGGCAACCAUGUCGCUGUGACGGUGGGUGGCUCGAACGGCCAUUUUGAGCUCAACGUCUUCAAGCCCGUGAUGAUCAGCAACUUGCUGUCUUCCAUCCGUCUCAUUGGCGACAGCUGCAACGCGUUCACGGACAACUGCGUGGUGGGCAUUGAAGCCAAUCGCGAGAAGAUUGACGAGCUCAUGAAGAACUCGCUCAUGCUUGUGACGGCGCUGAACCCGCACAUUGGCUACGACAAGGCCUCGAAAGUGGCCAAAAAGGCGCACCAGGAUGGCGCCACCUUGCGCGAGACUGUCAUUGCGCUUGGCUACCUCACUGGCGAGGAAUUUGACCGCUUUGUGCGUCCCGAAGAGAUGGUCGGUCCCAAGUAG
Molecule: messenger RNA, 1464 nt
Organism: Hyaloperonospora brassicae
Lineage: Eukaryota; Oomycota; Peronosporomycetes; Peronosporales; Peronosporaceae
Source: the annotation of a GenBank genome assembly